AUGGGUAAAAAAAAACAAAAAACUAAAAAAUUAAAUGAACACAAUAAAAAUGAUUCUAAUAAGGAGGAUGAUAACAACAACAAAGAAGAAGAGUCGCCUCAAAUAGAUAAAAUGAAAGAGAGGCUUGAGCGAUUAAAGCAACUCAGAUUAAGAAAGGAUGACGCAGAACAAGCAAAUAGGAAAGAUCUUUACGAAGAGCAUCAACGUAAAAAAACUAAUCCCAAAGAACUUAUUCACAUACAAAGAUUAAGAGAAGAAGCAGAAAAAUUACAAGAAAAACAGGAAGCAAUAGAAAAUGGAGAAGAUUAUGAACGAAAGAAAUUUUGGGAGUACUCAGCAGAAGCUGUAGAAAAAUGGGAAAAGAAACAACAAAAGAAAUUGAAAAGGUCUAAUAUUGCUUUUACGGAUUAUAAUCAAGUUGCACAAAAAAAAUAUAAACGUAUGAUUAAUGAAUUUACACCAGAUAUUACAGGCUAUAAUGAAAAAAAGGCAUUGGCAAUGGCAUCAGCAAGUCAAAUUACAACAGCAGAUGGAGAAGUUGUUGUUGUUGAUGCUGAUUCAAGUUUUUUCAGAGACGCCAAUUCAUUACAAUAUGCAUCUUUAGAUACUAGUCCUAGUCGAGAAGCUGUUGAUAAAGUUGUUAAUGAUGUUAAAAAACAAAUUGAAAAACGAGAUAAAUUUUCACGGCAAAAACCAAUCAACGAAGAAGAAGAUAUUACAUAUAUUAAUGAACGUAAUAGAAGAUUUAAUGAAAAGAUUGCCAGGUUCUAUGAUAAAUAUACUCAAGAAAUCAGAGAGAACUUUGAACGUGGUACUGCAAAACAACAAAAUGAUUUCAGUGGAAUUUUUCAUAAAGAGAAUACCUGGCUAAAGAAAAAUUUGGAGACAAUCGCAAAUAACAAAGAGAAUCAUUUUAACAAUGAACGAGUAGAAUGGGCCCAGAUGUCGCUUUGUAUCUUGAAGAGUCAAAUGUCUGAUCCAAAUGUUGCUAUUUUCUGGAAAGAGAUCGAUCAUCAAAGGGAACUAAAGGAUCAGAUCAAUAUUGCAAGGGCUGAUGGUAUUUUGCACAUCUUCAGAGCAACAAACCAAAGCCAACAACAUGUCAUGAAUAUUCAACAUCAAGACCUUCUUGGUCUGUACCCUCAUGAGGAUAGACAAGAUAAAUUGGCCACAGAUAAAAAAGCCUAUGUUCUAAGAAAAAGGCAAAAUAUAAAUUAUAAUGAAUCACAACCUUCAAAAAAGGUUAAUCAAGACUGUUGUACCAUACCACUACAUGAAGAUGACCUAAUAAACCCUUUUGUUGGUUCAUCCAAGUUUUCAAGAUCUAGUUGGAUCUCAGUUUUUGAUAAAGGACUUCCAAAUUACAAGGAAGGCAUGGAAAUUGAUCCAAAAUUAGUAAUUCAAGAAACUGAUGAAAUUAUGAUUCCCUAUUCUGAAUGUUCUUUUGAUUAUAAUUCAUGGAAGAGUUGGAAAUUGAAGUCUGGGUCAGUAGUUAUUGACUUGUUGAAUAAAGCAUUGAGUGUUGAAGGUCAUCCCCUGAGGCCAGAGGUUUGGGGUAUCAUUCGUUGUGGAUUUAAAAUAGCAAAACCAAAAUGGUGCAAUGCCAAAGAGUAUGCCGAAAUACAAAGUUAUACAAAACAUCCAAGCCUUAAGAAUCCUCCAAAGCACUUUAUCAAACUUUUGAAAGUUUUUAUGGAAAAUUCUAUUUUACAAAAGCCAGAUGUACCAGAAGCAAAUUAUGGAGGUUACUUGAUACAUCCUUGCUUAAAAAAAAUAUUUGUUGAUUCUUAUGAACAAAAAUCAGAUGGAAUAUUUUUUGUAAGGUUAAAAAAAACAUUGAUAGAGGUGGGCCACUUGGAAAUGAGCAGAGGAUACAGACACAAAGAUAUUCCUUGGUCCACAUGGGAUGGUUGUUGUAAACUACCAAUUGGGAAUUCUUAUAUGUUAGAAGAAAUUGGAGAGCAAUUUCGUGGUGGUUCUCCUGAAACUUUUUCAAAAUUAAGAGUUUUUUCAUUGCACACUUAUGUUUUGUUUUACCUUCUGCAUUUCAUAGAGGAUCGGAUUGAAUUAUGGCUGAUGCAUAAUCCGGCUUGUGGUGUUUUGCAAUAUGAACGCUUACAUAAAUUGAUUGUACCAAUUUGUUAUGAAGAACAUUGUAGGCAUAUUUUUGAUUUUGCCAUUCUGUUUUGGGAUCUCAAGUGUGGAUUGUUGGAAACUUCAAAAAUAAUAUUUCAAUUGCGAGAUGAGAACAACAAUAAUUUAUUCAAAUCAUCAAAGCUUUCUGGAAGUCUCCCAUCAUAUCCAUUCACUCCAAAUAAAGACAAGCACAAAAUCAGGAUUAAAGAUACAAAUGAAGAUAGUGAUCCUGAUGGUUCUCCAAUUUGA
Molecule: messenger RNA, 2385 nt
Organism: Entrophospora candida
Lineage: Eukaryota; Fungi; Glomeromycota; Glomeromycetes; Entrophosporales; Entrophosporaceae
Source: the annotation of a GenBank genome assembly